Messenger RNA from Bicyclus anynana (squinting bush brown), 643 nucleotides. RefSeq lists its product as uncharacterized. The record is from RefSeq and is a predicted model, not a curated record. The coding region runs from base 1 to 618 and encodes 205 amino acids. The transcript has 2 exons. NCBI's taxonomy places the organism in Eukaryota, Metazoa, Arthropoda, Insecta, Lepidoptera, Nymphalidae.
AUGUUAGGUGUCGAGGUAGAGGCGCACCAGCUCGCGCUCGGCGGCCGGCAGGCGCGUGACGGGGCAGGUGUCGCGAGAUGCACGCGUGUGUUAGGUGUCGAGGUAGAGGCGCACCAGCUCGCGCUCGGCGGCCGGCAGGCGCGUGACGGGGCAGGUGUCGCGAGAUGCACGCGUGUGUUAGGUGUCGAGGUAGAGGCGCACCAGCUCGCGCUCGGCGGCCGGCAGGCGCGUGACGGGGCAGGUGUCGCGAGAUGCACGCGUGUGUUAGGUGUCGAGGUAGAGGCGCACCAGCUCGCGCUCGGCGGCCGGCAGGCGCGUGACGGGGCAGGUGUCGCGAGAUGCACGCGUGUGUUAGGUGUCGAGGUAGAGGCGCACCAGCUCGCGCUCGGCGGCCGGCAGGCGCGUGACGGGGCAGGUGUCGCGAGAUGCACGCGUGUGUUAGGUGUCGAGGUAGAGGCGCACCAGCUCGCGCUCGGCGGCCGGCAGGCGCGUGACGGGGCAGGCGCCUGCGCCGCGCAGGUGUCGCGAGAUGCACGCGUGUGUCGCGAGAUGCACGCGUGUGUUAGGUGUCGAGGUAGAGGCGUACCAGCUCGCGCUCGGCGGCCGGCAGGCGCGUGACGGGGCAGGUGUCGCGAGAUGCACG